GCGUUGGAGAGUUGCCGCCCUGCCUCGGACGUCUGCUGGACGUCGAGAAGGGCAACCCUCAGCCGCCACUGCGUCUAGAGCUGCCAGUGUGAAGCUGCGUGUGAGUGUGAGAGACGGGGUGAGUGUGAGAGAGCGGGUGAGGGUGUGUGAGUGUGAGAGAGUCCGUGUGUGAGAGAGUUCGUGUGUGAGAGAGUGUGAGUGAGAGAUGUUGUGACUGUGAGAGAGCGGGUGAGGGUGUGUGAGUGUGAGAGAGUCCGUGUGUGAGAGAGUUCGUGUGUGAGAGAGUGUGUGAGUGUGAGUGAGAGAUGUUGUGACUGUGAGAGAGCGGGUGAGAGAGUGUGUGAGUGUGAGAGAGUCCGUGUGUGAGAGAGUCCGUGUGUGAGAGUGUGAGAGAGUGUGUGAGUGAGAGGUGUUGUGAGUGUGUGUGAGUAAGAGUGUGUGAGUGAGUGUGAGAGAGUGGGUGAGUGUGAGUGAGAGAGUGGGUGAGGGUGUGUGAGUGGGUGAGUGAGAGAGUGUGUGAGUGAAAUAGUUUGUGAGUGUGUGUGAGUAAGAGAGUUUGUGAGUGUGAGUGAGAGAGUGUGUGUGUGAGUGUGAGAGAGUGUGUGAGUGAGUGUGAGAGAGUGGGUGAGUGUGAGUGAGAGAGUGGGUGAGGGUGUGUGAGUGGGUGAGUGAGAGAGUGUGUGAGUGAAAGAGUUUGUGAGUGUGAGUGAGAGAGUGUGUGUGUGAGUGUGAGAGAGUGUGUGAGUGAGUGUGAGAGAGUGGGUGAGUGUGAGUGAGAGAGUGGGUGAGGGUGUGUGAGUGGGUGAGUGAGAGAGUGUGUGAGUGAAAGAGUUUGUGAGUGUGUGUGAGUAAGAGAGUUUGUGAGUGUGAGUGAGAGAGUGUGUGUGUGAGUGUGAGAGAGUGUGUGAGUGAGUGUGAGAGAGUGGGUGAGUGUGAGUGAGAGAGUGGGUGAGGGUGUGUGAAGUGGGUGAGUGAGAGAGUGUGUGAGUGAAAGAGUUUGUGAGUGUGUGUGAGUGAGAGAGUGUGUGUGUGUGUGACAGUGUGUGAGUGUGAUUGAGCGAGUGCGGCUACGUUCACAACACCACCAACACCCGCUUUCCGUUAACGUGACGAUUUAAUCAGAAAUCCUCACCACUUGUUCGGGAGGUUUUAAACUUCCACGUUGGACACUGCCGAGGACAGCCAGGCUCGACGUCGCCUCUCCGCGUCGGACGCGAGGCACGAGCAGAAUAACGCGGCCGAGUGACGGCCGGGACGCCCAGAGUGAGAAGGCGCUUGGCGGAACGUGCCCAGGAUGAGCACCGGGAGGUGACGGCGGUCGCGCCGGUGGAGGGAGAUCGGCUGUUUGUGCGGCGGCGCCGGCGGCGUGGGAUGGACGCCCCUAAUCGGCUCGAGCCGCAGGACGACGGGCGCGGCGACGGCGCCGAGCGCUUCAUCCUAGGCGCCGACGUGGGCACCACGACGCUGCGCUGCCACGUCUACGACGCGAACGCGAGGAUCAGGGGCAGCGCCAGCAGCGAGAUCAAGCUGCUGUACCCAUCGACGGGCGCCGUGGAGCUGGAUCCCGACGCGCUCUUCUGCCAGUUCGUGGACGUCACGCGGCGCGCCAUGGCAGAUGCUGGCGUGGAGGCAGCACAGGUGUUGGGCCUCGGCAUCUCCACACAGAGGGCGACGUUCACCACCUGGCACAGGCAGACGGGGAAACCGUUCCACAACUUCAUCAGCUGGCAGGACCUGCGCGCCUCCGAGCUGGUGGAGUCCUGGAACCACUCGUUCACGCUGCAGAGCGUGCACGGCCUCUUCAAGCUUCUCCACUCGGUGACGCGGCACAAGCGCUUAAAGGCGGCGAGCGUCAUCAACUUCAGCACUCAGCACGUCACCAUGCGCCUCAUGUGGGUGCUGCAGAACAUCCCGGCGGUGCAGGAAGCGUCGCAGGAAGGCAACUGCUGCCUCGGCACCAUCGACACGUGGCUGCUGUAUCGACUGACGGGAGGACAAGUCUACGCCACCGAUUACUCCAACGCCAGCUCCACGGGAAUCUUUGACCCUUACCAGAUGGCCUGGAGCACCUUCCUCAUGGGCCUUGUGUCUCUGCCUGGAAACAUUUUCCCGCCAGUGGAAGACACGAGCAAGCUGUACGGGCACACGGAGGAGGCGCUGUUCGGAGCGCCCAUCGCCGUCACGGCGCUGGUCGCGGACCAGCAGGCGGCCAUGUUUGGCGAGUGCUGCUUCGAGCCGGGCGACGUGAAGCUGACGAUGGGCACCGGCACGUUCGUGAACAUCAACACCGGGCAGAGGCCCCACGCCUCCGUGGCCGGGCUGUACCCCGUCGUGGGCUGGAAGAUCCGCGAGGAGCUCGUGUUCCUGGCCGAGGGGAACGCGGCCGACACGGGGACCUCCUUGAAAUGGGCGCAGGAGCUUGACCUCUUCCAGGACGUGAGCGAGAUCGCCGUGCUGGCGCAGAGCGUCCCGGAUUCGGGCGGCGUUUACUUCGUGCCGGCGUUCAGCGGCCUCCAGGCCCCGCUCAACGACCCCAACGCGUGCACCGCCUUGGUGGGGCUCAAGCCGUCCACGAGCCGAGCGCACAUCGUGCGUGCCAUCGUGGAGGCCCUGGUGUUCCGAAACAAGCAGCUGCAUAACACGAUGCUAGAGGAGACCAGGCUGCCCAUGAGACAGAUCAGGGCGGAUGGCGGCGUGUGCAAUAACGACUUCGUGCUGCAGCUGACGGCAGACUUGCUGGGCUGCUCCGUCGACCGCCCCCAACACACGGACAUGUCCAGCCUGGGAGCUGCCUUCCUCGCAGGCUUAGCCGUGGGCUUUUGGAACGACCCCUCCGAGCUGAAGGUCCUUCGCUGGACGGAGAAGCUGUUCGAGCCGAGGACGCCCAAACCGCAGCUGCUGUCGGACAUGAGGAGCUGGGAACGGGCGCUGAAGCUCACGCGCGGCUGGUACAGCAAAUCGUGACGGAGGGAGGUCCUCCGUUCCGCCGUGCGCGCGAGCGGCGUCACUGCUUGCGGCGAGGGUCUCCGUGCCACGCGGCAGGUCCAGGCUAAAGCGUAUUUGGGAUAUCUUUUCUGACGGUUGGCCAUUGUUCAGACUUUUCCUUGAAUGCGUGGAAGGGUGGGCUCCAUUGCCGUCGACCGGGGCUCUCUCUCGGAGGGGGGGCGGGGGGUGGAUGCUCUUCGUCACCGAUUGGCCUGCUACAAAGGUUUAUAUAUAUUAUAUAUUUUUUUCUUUUUACAAAGUGAAGAGGAUGAACAGUGAUCAUGAUCGGAAUGAAAAUCUUUGUGCUGGAAAAUACCGUAAACUGUUUUAGUUUAGUGCCAAAACGGUCACUUUGGGAAAUGAGGGCCCCUUGUUUUAAGGUUCUGUGCCAAAAUGUUAACUUUGGUGUCAACAGUUUGUCAUCUUCAGUCAAUGAUUUCCCUUCAGUAGGUGAGUAAAUGACGAUGCGUCCGCUUCAUCGAUGACACAUCUAUCGCCUACGCUCACGUUACGCACAUGGAACCGUACGUGCAAGGUUUAAUUAUGUACGACGUGUACGAAGAGUACGUGUGCGAAUUAUACGCUCGAGUGACACUCACGCCAGCGGCGUAUACGCGAACCGUGCAAACGACACGGUAAGCACGAGCAACGAUGACGAGGCUUCAGUAAAAAAAAAACGAGACGAGGCAAAUCGAUCCCUUCGAGACGCGACCCCCGCAGUCGCGACGAUUCCCCGUGUCGCAAGGGUGUCGGAUCGGUGCGCGUGUAUACUGUUGAACAAGGCAUCUGUGUUUCUGUGGCCUGGAACCACACACGAACCAAUCCAGUUGAUGCUGCUAGAGUGGGAGGAAGAAAAAACAACUCCAGGUAGCUGUGGUUUCUCUGGGUCGCAAAAAACGUUUCAAGGUUUCGGACCUCUCAGUCUUCAAGAGCAGAGUUCAGUUUAUACAAAUGGUGAAAUAGGCGAUGGCAAACUGCGGUGACAGUUACACACAGCGUGCGAGUCCAACCUGUCUCCAUUGGGAGAAACGAAGCACUUUGCUUGAUCUCCUGUGAUUUAUUGCGCCUUCAUGUGUACAUGUACUUGAGCGUGUGUAAUUAUCCUACCUCUCCCCUAUCAUCGCACUCUACUCCCCUCCACGCACUCUCCCACAUCUCAUCGCACUCUACUCCCCUCCACCCGCUCUCCUACCUCUCCUCUCUCAUCUCACUCUACUCCCCUCCACGCACUCUCCUACCUCUCCCCUCUCAUCUCACUCUACUCCCCUCCAUGCACUCUCCUACCUCUCCCCUCUCAUCUCACUCUACUCCCCUCCACGCACUCUCCUACCUCUCCCCUCUCAUCUCACUCUACUCCCCUCCACGCACUCUCCUACCUCUCCCCUCUCAUCUCAUUCUACUCCCCUCCACACACUCUCCUAUUUCUCCCCUCUCAUCUCACUCGUCUCCCCUUCACCCGCUCCCCUACCUCUCCCCUCUCAUCUCACUCUACUCCCCUCCACUCACUCUCCAACAUCUCAUCUCACUCUACUCCCCUGCUGGCACUAAUUUGCUCCAACAGCCAAGGUUUUCUAUCAAAGGGCCCAGUAGCACAUUCUUCUUUGUGUUCCCCAUACAGCCUGGAACCCCCUUCCCCUAUCAAUCCGGGCUGUCGAUUCCCUCGUUUCUGUACAGUGUCUUGAGAUGCGGUCACAUUUGGACGCCAUAUCAAUUGUAUUGUGCAACUGUAUUGUGUCAUUGUACAGUAUUGUGUAAAUGUAUCGUCCCAAAUGAAGUGCUGCUUUCUUUCCGGAUGUCGGCCCACAGUUGGUGCAAUCGCCAGCGUUUUGUGGCCUUGAUUUGAUGUUUUGUUCAGCUGAGAAUAUAAACCUCCUCCCUGGGUUGGGGGGUUCGUUCGUUUUGACGCGUGUCCAGGAGAACACACGCUGAGAAUUAUCCACGACUGCAAAUGUAAUGGCCCCUUUUAUUUCUGGCUCCGUUUAAAAUUUGAGCUGCGGGUGAAUUCUUGAAUUUGCUGACAAUAUUACACACGGGCCUUAAAAACAGUCAACGCUAGCACCGGGCAACGUCUUGCACAGUGGGAAUGGUGUAACACGCUGCAUGUGGUGCGUCGAUGAUGAUGAUGACGGUGGCUCUCGCGACCUCGUUCCACUGCCAUGCACCGCCGCUGCUGCCCAGUCCGCCUCCCCGCUGAGCGUGAAGAGUCUGUGACGCGUCGGGCCUGCGAGUCGGUCAGCAACGAAAAAGGUUGCUAUGGGGAGGUUAUUGCCGAACUGCUCGAGGUUUGAGCAGGCGAUGGUAACAUUGAUCCCCAAAGGUUUAUUUUUUCUGUGAAGUAUUACAUUCAAGUUACAAACUGAUCAUGCUGCUGCUGCUGCACACUUUGGUACCUACCGUACAUCAUUUCAUGAAAAUGCUGAAUGGCGAGAUAGUAUAUAUUUAAGAACAAAUAACCUUGAAGUGUACCCCAUCUCGUAAAGUAAUCAGGGUUGAGUGUGGAUCAUUGCACUGUACGAUGUUAUAUGUUCCCACGUCCAUGCUUCGUGCCUUCACCACCUCGGCCGGUUGGUGACGGAGGCUCAAAUUACCCACACUGCAUCGGGAGGCCCUCAUCCAGCAGUGGAUUGACAAAAUGGUCAAAAACUAAGUCUGUACUUUUACAAAUAUUUAUACGAAUAAAUUAGCACGGUGAUGUUUUGAUUUGAAGCUUUCGUGACUGCAGGAAUCCAUAAUCUUUGGUUCUUUCGGUAAAGUCACGUAAUUCUAACUAAUACGGUGAUGUUUAAUAAAAAAUAAUGACAUUUAUAACGCUCCAGAUUUUGCACACAAGUCAACAACUCGAGGCUCGGAGCCAAGCUCAGGGCUGCUCUGAAGCCAGACCCAGACAGACAGAGGCCUUCACAUGUUUCUUAAAAGUCAGAGUGCAUUUGAUGUUGCGGAUGUGCAAAGGGAUUGGAGAGUUCCACACCGAGGGGGCGACAGCAGAGACGACGCAUUUAGCAUUUCCAAAGGAAUUGACAUUACGAGGAUCGGACAAAAUCCAAAUACAACAAGGAACUGAGAGGAGAAUUCUGGGAUUUUUCUUUCGCUGUUUUCUGGCCGGCCGAGUUGCCCUUACAAAAGAAAAAAAGUCGUCUGGCUCGGGAGGGCUUUGCUCGGGAAUUAUAAUUCUGAACGCGGCGGAACCAGAGGGAUCCGUCACAGGGUUUGCGCAGCACGGGAGGGUGUAGGGGAAACACCCUCGUGCAUGAAUAAACCUUGCAGAUAAAUGUGCCCGUGACAAAACGUGUAGAUGUUUACUUGCAGUAGUUUACAGUAAUCAACGUAAAAAUAAUCGCACUAAUUUCUUCAGGAAAGCCUCAAUGAGUAUUAGGACCUGUUAGGAGGGUAAGGCUACAUUGGGCUGUUUGGCCAAUGCAGUCCUGACGAUUAAUUUCGCAAGCUGGAGACCCCACGCAUUCUAAGCGGAUAACCGGUGAAGGUUUGAGAUUGAUUCAAGAAUCCGUUUUCAUUCAAGCCGGGGCUGAAGUACCUUCCCGAAGGCGGAACAGGACUUUGAACUACCUCUGUGGGGCAACGGCACUUUAACACGCGCGCACCUCGGCCUCUGCUGUCACUGCUUGCUGCCAGUGGUGCCGUGAAGUCAACAAUAGUCUCUCCCAGUGUCCCCAUGGGUGCGGGUAAGAUGCUUGCGAGUGAUGGAUAAAUAUAGUUUGGCAGCUGUCUCGAGACCACAGGCGGCAGGUUACCCUGACCUGUGCGGUGCUGCUAAAGCCUCUCUUAUCUCGCUGCCUGGCAGGGUUGAGUGAUUCACUUGCACCACCAACCCUUUGAUUUGAAGUGUUCGAACACAGGCAAGAUACGCCCCCCCUCUCCCGUUUUAAUCUACGACAAUACUAUUGGGGAAAGUGCUGUUCGCGAGCACCUAUGAAGGCCGACACGACACACGAGGUGGUGGGUGGCCUUCACCACACCGCGCCGUCUUUGUCUCUCGAGUGGCGAUGUUUACACAUCGCACCAGGUACUCAUUUGAGGCCGAGUCGACCCAGGGGAGGGCCCAGGACCACUUCAGAUCAUCGUCAGUGGUGUUGGUGGCCGUGAGCGAGAAUCCAACUCGGGUCGCUUCCCACCGGGCCUUGCUCCUCUCUCUACAGUCACGAGUGAUUUCGAGACAGGCAGGAGGCAGGACAGAGAGGAAAAGUUGAGGACUUUCAUUCUAAACUUGCUGCCACGGUUGUCCUUAAACACGAAUCUUGGCAUCCAUUCAGAGUGGACUUUGUCAACUUGCGUUCGGUUUGAGCUGCAGUCCUCAUUGGAGUCCGUCGGUCAUUUGAAUCUUAUGGUAGGACCCCGGGGUCCCGAAUAAAUUGAAGUCAAAAUCGUAAUUAUUACAUUUUAUUUUUGGCGACUCCGUCCCACCGCGUACACAAACGCCGCGACCCGCCUGGCGCAGAUCGUUCUGUUGUCGUCCAAGCGCAGCGGCGAGGACGAAUUCGCAGAAGAGACAAAACUCUUAAACUUUGAUUAGCGCGUCGUGUAGAGCUCGUCGAGAGGAAUAGAUUGCCGUGUCGUUCGCCUUCAACAGACGUACAAUGACGUCGCAACGCAGUUUAUGCCAGAGCCUUGGGGGGGGAGGGGGGCUGAUGGGACCCCGGGUGUCCUGCCAUGAGGUUCAAUUCUCUCCCGUGUCGCGGUGCGCGUGGUGUUGGUUUGAGCACUAAUUUAGAUGAGUAAAGCUUGAAACGUGUCGUGAAAUACAAUGUGCAGCUGUGGAAAGACUUAAGUGCAUUUGUUGCCGCGAGGUUAUCUGUAUUUUCAAGAAUAAUAAUUACAAACUCGACUACUCUUUGUUAAAAUUGUGAGUUCUCUAUCGGUGCUUGUGUGAUUAAAUGACCAGUUGUAAAGUGUUA
Messenger RNA from Lethenteron reissneri (Far Eastern brook lamprey), 7895 nucleotides. It is a transcript of the gene GK5, whose product is annotated as glycerol kinase 5. Gene Ontology annotation, cellular component: mitochondrion. Lineage: Eukaryota; Metazoa; Chordata; Hyperoartia; Petromyzontiformes; Petromyzontidae. Gene Ontology annotation, molecular function: kinase activity. Gene Ontology annotation, biological process: glycerol metabolic process; phosphorylation; triglyceride metabolic process. The record is from RefSeq and is a predicted model, not a curated record.